AUGGCGGAGAUGUACAGCAAGGCAGAGACCUUGGAGCUGCGGAGGAAGCACAUCGGGCCAUCGUGCAAAGUUUUCUUUGCAAAGGACCCCAUUAAGAUUGUGCGUGCUCGUGGGCAGUACAUGUUCGAUGAAAAUGGAGAGAAAUACUUGGACUGCAUUAACAAUGUAGCACAUGUGGGGCACAGCCAUCCACAGGUGAUCAAGGCGGCAGUGAAGCAGAUGGAACUGCUCAACACCAAUUCUCGAUUCCUGCAUGACAAUCUGGUCGCGUAUGCCAAGCGUCUCACAGCAACUUUGCCAGAAGCCCUCUCUGUUUGCUACUUUGUGAACUCUGGGUCUGAAGCCAAUGACCUGGCUUUGCGCCUCGCUCGGCAGUAUAGCGGCCAUCAAGAUGUGAUUACUCUUGACCAUGCUUAUCAUGGCCAUGUUACUUCCUUGAUUGACAUCAGUCCAUAUAAAUUUAAUCAACUGGGGAAAGAGGGCAAAAAGGAGUUUGUACAUGUGGCUCCUUCUCCAGAUAUCUACAGAGGAAAGUACAGGGAGGAGCAUCAAGAUCCAGGAAGUGCUUAUGCUGAUGAUGUGGAAAAGAUUAUUGAACAGGUUCAGAAGAAUGGCCACAAGAUUGCUGCCUUUAUUGCUGAGUCCAUGCAGAGUUGCGGAGGCCAAGUAAUUCCACCUGCAGGCUACUUCCAGAAAGUGGCAGAAAAUGUCCACAAAGCAGGUGGUGUAUUCAUAGCUGAUGAAGUCCAGGUUGGUUUCGGUCGAGUUGGGAAACAUUUCUGGGGAUUCCAGCUACAAGGUGAAGAUUUUGUGCCUGACAUCGUCACCAUGGGAAAGCCAAUUGGCAAUGGCCAUCCAAUGUCUUGUGUAGUUACAACAAGACAGAUUGCUGAAGCCUUUGGUGCCUCUGGAUUGGAAUACUUCAACACUUUUGGAGGUAAUCCAGUGUCUUGUGCAAUUGGUCUGGCUGUACUGGAUGUAAUAGAAAAAGAAGAUCUCCAAGGAAAUGCUACAAAUGUUGGAAAUUACCUUACAGAGCUACUGAAGGAACAACAGGAAAAACACCCACUGGUGGGAGAUGUCAGAGGAGUUGGCUUGUUUGUCGGAGUGGAUCUAGUGAAGGAUCGGCAAAAGAGAACACCAGCCACUGCUGAGGCUCAGCAUAUCAUCUACAAGCUGAAAGAACGGAAGAUUCUUUUGAGUGCAGAUGGGCCUUACAGAAACAUCUUGAAAUUUAAGCCACCCAUGUGUUUCUCUAAAGAAGACGCAAAGUUUGUAGUCGAUCACAUCGAUGAGCUCCUCACAGAUCUAGAAGAAGCGACUGGAAUCAGGACCAGAAACGGACUAUCUACAAGCAAAAGAAAAGUGCCUACUGAAGGAAGCUCCCAGGUGGACCGCUUCAGCGACAGCAUCAGCCAUAUCAAUGGAAAUGCCUGCAGGCAAGAAAACGGGUUUUGUGCUGAAAGCCACGCAGUGCCUUGCAAAAGGAUCAGGACAUGAAGAGUGGAAGAGUUUUGUUUCGUUUUUGAAUAGACAGGAAUAGCAGUGUGUGGCUGGGGACGUUUCACGAAUGAAUGGAAGUCUGCAGUAUUUCUUUUUAUGUGUCUUACGCACCGCUGCUUGAUUAUUCAGGGCCUGACCGAACUUGAUGUUCUGACAAACCUCUUGCACCCUGGUCCAGCUAGUGAGAUCUGCAUCCCUAAGCAUGUUUCUGUAGGCCUCUCCCUUGCUGAAUC
Molecule: messenger RNA, 1736 nt
Organism: Euleptes europaea (tarantolino)
Lineage: Eukaryota; Metazoa; Chordata; Lepidosauria; Squamata; Sphaerodactylidae
Gene: ETNPPL
Product: ethanolamine-phosphate phospho-lyase
Exons: 13
Coding region: 1-1500 (499 amino acids)
Cellular component (GO): mitochondrion
Molecular function (GO): transaminase activity; ethanolamine-phosphate phospho-lyase activity; pyridoxal phosphate binding
Source: RefSeq, a predicted model, not a curated record